Molecule: messenger RNA, 327 nt
Organism: Striga asiatica
Lineage: Eukaryota; Viridiplantae; Streptophyta; Magnoliopsida; Lamiales; Orobanchaceae
Source: the annotation of a GenBank genome assembly
AUGUCGAGGGGAUUUGGGUUUAUCAUGUUCAACAACGAGCAGGUGAUGAGGUACGUGAUCAAGGCCAUGAACGGCAAGGAGCUCGAUGGUCGGGAUAUCAGCGUGAAUGAGGUGCACUCCCGCGCGGCGACAAUGGUAGGUCGCGUCGUGAUGCCUACGACAGUGGGUAUGGUGGCAGCAGUGGCGCUGGUUAUGACCGACAUGAGGGUGGGUGUCGCGGCGAGUACGGAGAAGUGGCGGCGCAGCGGUAGUGAAAAUUCCGUCCUCUAUGUGUGUGCAGUGUGUGCGUGUGUGUGUGGGGAGGGAGGGAGGGGGCGAAGAACGUGA